AUGCCGCAACUUAACGGCGGUGGAGGGGACGACCUGGGCGCCAACGAUGAGAUGAUUUCCUUCAAAGACGAAGGGGAACAAGAGGAGAAAAUCUCGGAAAACUCUUCGGCCGAAAGGGAUUUAGCGGACGUCAAAUCGUCGCUCGUCAACGAGUCGGAAACAAAUCAGAACAGCUCGUCCGACUCGGAGGCGGAGAGACGGCCUCCGCCUCGGUCAGAAACUUUCAGAGACAAAACGCGAGAAAGUUUAGAAGAGGCAGCGAAAAGGCAAGAUGGAGGGUUGUUCAAGAGCCCACCGUACCCGGGCUAUCCGUUUAUUAUGAUCCCGGAUCUCACGAGCCCCUACCUCCCCAACGGAUCACUUUCUCCUACAGCACGCACAUACCUACAGAUGAAAUGGCCCCUGCUAGAUGUUCAACCAGGAGGUCUUCAGAGUAGACAAGCACUUAAAGAUGCCAGGUCCCCGUCACCGGCACACAUCGUCUCGAAUAAGGUUCCAGUGGUUCAGCACCCACACCACGUGCACCCUCUCACACCACUGAUCACCUACAGCAAUGAGCACUUCACACCUGGGAACCCACCACCACACCUACAGACAGACGUGGACCCCAAAACAGGAAUUCCAAGGCCUCCGCAUCCUCCAGAUAUUUCUCCUUAUUACCCGCUGUCACCUGGCACUGUCGGCCAGAUCCCCCAUCCCUUAGGAUGGUUAGUACCACAGCAAGGUCAACCUGUUUAUCCAAUCACAACAGGGGGUUUUAGACACCCCUACCCAACUGCGCUCACUGUCAACGCAUCCAUGUCAAGUCUUCUUUCCUCUAGGUUCCCCCCACACAUGGUGCCCCCCCACCACGGUUUGCACACCACGGGCAUCCCUCACCCGGCCAUCGUCACGCCCAACGUCAAGCAGGAAUCCUCCCACAGCGACAUCAGCUCCCUUAACAGUUCGAAACAGUCAGAUGCUAAAAAAGAGGAAGAGAAGAAGAAGCAGGUCCACAUAAAGAAACCGCUGAACGCCUUCAUGCUUUACAUGAAGGAGAUGCGGGCGAAGGUGGUGGCCGAGUGCACGCUGAAGGAAAGCGCCGCCAUUAACCAAAUUUUGGGCCGGAGGUGGCAUGCGCUAUCAAGGGAGGAGCAGGCCAAGUACUACGAGCUGGCCAGGAAAGAACGACAGCUCCACAUGCAACUCUAUCCCGGCUGGUCGGCCCGAGACAACUAUGGGAAAAGGAAGAAGAGAAAAAGGGAAAAGCAGCAAGCGGAGAGCAACGAACACAGAGAAUAUUUUCCAAACCCUUGCCUUUCACUCCCUCCGAUUACAGACCUGAGCGCUCCUAAGAAGUGUCGAGCGCGCUUUGGGCUCGAUCAACAGAAUAACUGGUGUGGCCCAUGCAGUCCCUACCUGUUGUCUUUCUGUUCUGACACAAGCAGUCUUUGA
Nerophis lumbriciformis (worm pipefish) is the source of this 1434-nucleotide messenger RNA. NCBI's taxonomy places the organism in Eukaryota, Metazoa, Chordata, Actinopteri, Syngnathiformes, Syngnathidae. The record is from RefSeq and is a predicted model, not a curated record.